Molecule: messenger RNA, 1274 nt
Organism: Salmo salar (Atlantic salmon)
Lineage: Eukaryota; Metazoa; Chordata; Actinopteri; Salmoniformes; Salmonidae
Source: RefSeq, a predicted model, not a curated record
UGGGAUUUGCCUCGCAAGUUCGCACUCUGUUGUCUCUGGGUGUUUUUAAAAACGUUUUUAUUGGUGACACUAGCAAAAGUUAGGAAAUCGUUAUUCGUCGUAGAAUGCUUAGAUUAAGUUAAAUAUUAUUUUUAUUUUUUUAAAUAGCAUGCCACUUAGUUUAUGCGUUUACAACUAAACUACUUACAUUGGUUUUAAAGCAUUUCUUUUUCAAAUUGUUUUUCCUAUUUUUUUUUUCUUUGACCAAUUUGCCCUUGUACAUGUGUUUUAUGGAUUGUAGCUAAUCCUGUUUUGUCGGGCACAGUGUAGAAAGUUCCUAUCAGUUUUUUCAAUGAGUUCUCAAGGAGACCAACGCGAACCAACAUCGCCUGGACUAGAAGCUGUGAUUCAGAAGCUGGAGGAGUCUCUACUCUCUAGUCUCCCUGACAGCAGCAGCAGGGUAGAGGAGAGUAAUCUGUCUCUGACAACAAGAGGAGAUGGACAGGACUCUGCCGCUGCCACGCCCGCUGCCACGCCCGCUGCCACGCCCGUCUCAGGCUCCGCCUCCUCUACAGCAACACCCGUCUCCUCCCGCAUCAGACAGAUCAUCACCAGGAACCUGGCUAACCCUGCUGAUGAUGACACCAGUCUACAGGAGGAGAACAGAGUCCUGAAGGAGCAGCUGUCUCAGACCAGGAUGGACCGGGACCAGCUACUGGUCAAACAGACCCAGCUCACAGACAGGGUAGGAACCAUAGCAUCAUCACUGAACAGACCGCUUUCACAGACAGGGUAGGAACCAUAGCAUCAUCACUGAACAGACCGCUCUCACAGACAGGGUAGGAACCAUAGCAUCAUCACUGAACAGACCGCUUUCACAGACAGGGUAGGAACCAUAGCAUCAUCACUGAACAGAACAGACAGGGUAGGAACCAUAGCAUCAUCACUGAACAGAUCCAGCUCACAGACAGGGUAGAAACCAUAGCAUCAUCACUGAACAGACCCAGCUCACAGACAGGGUAGGAACCAUAGAAUCAUCACUCAACAGAUCCAGCUCACAGACAGGGUAGGAACCAUAGCAUCAUCACUGAACAGAUCCAGCGAACAGACAGGGUAGGAACCAUAGCAUCAUCACUGAACAGACCGCUUUCACAGACAGGGUAGGAACCAUAGCAUCAUCACUGAACAGACCGCUCUCGCAGACAGGGUAGGAACCAUAGCAUCAUCACUGAACAGACCGCUUUAACAGACAGGGUAGGAACCAUAGCAUCAUCACUGAACAGACCGCUUUCACA